CACUCAUUUUCACAAAAACCAGAACUGCUUAAUUUUGAAGGACUGCUGGCGUCUACGAACGACAAUUAGAACAAGAACAACCACUAGAGCAAGCACCGUACGGCACAACCGAUUCAGAUACUGCGUUUGCUUGUUUUUCUUAUUUGACGACCCACAAGGCAGGUAAUAAAAGCAUCUAGAGGACUGUACCUAUUUGAUCUAUUUACGAACCCAUCAAGUUGUUUCAAGACUCUUUUUCUACCGAGCAAUAACGAACAAAGGAAACUACUGAUUCUGAUACAUUCGUUGAGCAUGUCGGGUUACGAAGUCCUCCCGAUGCGAGCCGAGCUUUACACACCAGCGAACAAAAUAUCUGCAUGGGUCAGCAAAAAGGAGGACAACGUGGCCAGGGACCAAUCCAAGGAAUACCAAGGCAUGUGGGUCGUUGAGGACUAUGCGUUGGAAAAGAAGAUAUUUAGCGAAAUUUGGAUUUUCCAUGACGACGAUGAAGAGGGCAUCGACAGGCGUGUCCUCAAAAACAAUCCACUCCAGGGCAAAUGGGGAUACAGACCUGGAGUAAAUCCCAGCAAGGCCGAGCCAAAAGAUAUGUGGUUCUUUCCACCGAAUUCUGCGAGAUGUAAGAUCCCUCAAGAGAUGCAGGAGUACAACCACAAGGGGACGUGGGUCAAGCCUACAUACAAACGAGAUUUCAGUCAAUUGGGGAGCAAUUCUUCUGGAUUUAUUAAUGUUAGCGGGGCCAUGAAAAUUGCAAAGGGGGGGAAAUAUUCUGUUCCGGGACGAUGGAACGUGCUGGGUUAUAAUGACGACGUCGUUCGGGGAAGGCCGAAGAAGCAAGAUGACGACGACCGCACCAAAGGACUGUGGAAAAUAUUCGUUCGAACACCGUCUGGCGAAUGCUUUCCGAUAUUUGCUAUUCCGGGGACCAAGAUAGCACAGUGUAAAACCAAAAUAUACGAUGAGAAAGAGAUUCCUGUAGAAGAACAACGUCUAUCCUUUUAUGACGUCCCUCUGAAAGAUGAAAAGACAUUAGUCGGGUCUGGCGUCCGCAAUGGCGACACCAUCGAUCUCGGUCCAAUUAUUGUCCAUGUUCGAACUCGACAGGGGAAGAAAUAUUCGUUCGAAGUCGAUCCAGAUGAGUUGGUGGAGAAUCUUAAGAAAAUGGUCGAGAAACGCGAGGGAACCCCUGUAAACGAACAACGGCUUUAUUUCAAAUUGAAAGAACUGGUCGACGGAAAACCAUUGUUGCACUUCAAUAUUCGACACAAAAGCUCAAUUGUUUUGGGAUCGAUGAUGAUUUAUGUCCAGCCUCUAAGCAACACACCGAAAAUUCCACUAGAUGUCGAGCCCACAGAUAUUCUCAAAUCGGUGAAAGUGAAGGUAAAAAAUCGCAUACAAGUGCCAGUCGGGAGCCAGAGGCUCAAGUUUAAAGAAAAAGAGAUGCUGAAUGAUUCCAAAAACCUUUUGCAGUACAAGCUCCGUCAUCUCGACGUUAUUUUCAUGAUUAACAGCGAAAGUUGUCGAGUGAGCAAUGAUCAACAGAAUCCUGCGAUGACUAUUUAUAUUGUCAAAGAGUGGAACAAUCAUAAAGUUAAACUCAAAGUGGAACCAAAGAAUACGGUUCUUGACGUCAAGAAAAUGAUCAAAGCUUUGGAAAAUAUUCCUAUCAACGAGCAAAGGCUGAGCUUCAACAAUAAAAGCAUUUACAACAGCAGGACCCUACACCAAUCCAAAAUCAGAAAUAAGAGCAUCCUGCACCUGAGGAAACCGAAUAAUAUUGAGGAGGAGCCUCCCGAAAUGAAUUAUCCUGCCACGGUUGAGAUUGAAUUGCCCGACAGGACAAAAAUGAAUAUCCCCGUGACGUCUUCUAUUGCAUUCUCUGAUAUCAAGGACCAUAUCGAAAUUAUGAACGGCAUUCCAAAAUCGAAACAAAGGAUAUUCUUUUUUGACAACGUAGAAGACGAAGUUAAAGACAAUGCUAGCGUUUUUCCCCGCGGUAUAAACAACGAGCACGGUCCGAUUGUCUUAAAACUUCAAAAGGAUCCCGAUUGUCUCCAAGUAAAGACAACCGAUGGGAGGUCUUUUUAUUUUGAUUAUGAUCCUGCUGCUGAUACAGUCAAGGACCUCAAACGAAAAGCUGCCAAGGCUUUAGGGUUUCCUUUGAAAGAUUUCCACCUGAUUGGCGAUGAUGAUGAAAGAAUUGGGGAUGAUGAUGACAUGCCUCCAGAUGGAACUAUCCUGAAUGUAGCUUCGCUUGUUAUCGUCGAAUUGCCCAACAAGACCAAACUUAAAGUUCCUUUGCUUCCAAAAAUGAGCUUCGAUGAUGUAAAGGAUAUCAUCGAAGAAAAAACUGGUGAACCAAAAGCAAGCCAAAGAAUUUUUUUCCUUGAUACUGAAGGGAACGAGCGUGAUGACUAUACCCCUAUGAAGAAAGCAAAAAUCAAGCCAGGCUCGACUCUGCAGAUGCGUUUGGUACCUUCUGAGCCUAACAGCAUGGUUACUGUGAGAUCACCAGAUGGACGAUCUUUUUAUUUUGAGUUUGAUCCUGCCAAUGAUACAGUCAAGGAUCUGAAGACCAAAAUGGCGAGGCAGUCCGAUGUGCCUGUCAAUAAACUCCCUUCUUUCUUAUUGGACGAUGUUGAAGUAGAUGACAAUUAUCCCAUAUCCAAGGAUACUGUAUUCCACUUCAAGCGAAAUAGAUUGAGAAUAGAACUUUCCACGGGUGAGCGGCUUAUGAUACCCACUUUCCCUAUGCAAACUAUCGGCGAAAUCAAGGACGUUGUCGAGGAGAAAACAGGUGUCAAUAAGGCAGACCAACGAAUCUUUCAUUCUGAAAGCGAUGAAGAAAUCGACGACGAUGUACCCCUAGCAUCGGCCAAGGUCAAGAUAGGAAUUCCACUCAAAAUCGUCUGCCAAAGGAACAUAAAGGAACCAAAGGAGAUCGAAGUGAAAGAUCCUUCAGGUAGAACUUUCCAAUGCGUGAUAGCCCCAGAUGAAAGUGGUAGGGAGAUUAAAGAGAGGAUCGCCAGAAAAAUUGAAUUUCCCAUUGGUGGAUUCAAAUUAGACAACAAAGAAUGGAAAGACGUUGAUGACGAAACAUCACUAGAGGAGGCAGGAUUCCCAGUAAGGUUUGGAGGCAUCAUGGAAGUAGACCCAGCAGAAGUAGAAAUAGAGCUCCCAAACUCGAAAUCGAUGAAAUUAAAAUUGCUGCCAACGAUGACAAUUCGGAAUAUACGGGAACUUAUCGAGUUGGAAGCACCCGCAUUGUCAACCAAUGAUAUAAAGAAACGUAUGUUUUUCUUCGAUGGUAUUGACGAAUUGGAUGAUGAUACCCCGUUUGAGAAACUGAAAUUUGAGAACGGAUAUAAAAUUGAGACGCAAUCGAUUCUGAUGAAUAUUCACCAUUGGAACGGGGAGAAAUUUAAACUUAAAGUGCAUAAUGAUUGGUACAUGGAUGACAUCAGAGAUCGGAUAUGUGCAUUGACUGGCAUUCCACCAGAGAAGCAGAAUAUUUCUUUCAAGGGUGAGCCAGUCAAGGAGGACUUACAGUUGACGAAACAAGGGGUUGUGCAGGGUUCAACUCUUUUCCUAGAGCCAAUGUCUUUGCGUGUAAAUGUUCCUCACAGAGAGAAACCAAUGCGUUUCGUCGUGAAACCAACAGAUACCGUUCAUGAUAUGAAACGAAGAGCCUUGGAAAAACUUGAGAAGGAAAGGAUCGGUCCAAUGAGAAACUACUAUGUGAUGGCUGGUGGACAGGAACUCAACGACAGGGAAACCAUAGAGAAAUGCGGCAUUCAACACGAUGAUCUCCUAAUUGUCGAAGAAUUCAAGCUGUAUAUCAUGCACUGGUUUGGUAAAAUUAUUCAUGUAGAUGGUAUACAACGGGAUGAUACUGUUGCUUCUUUAAAAAAACAGAUUAUGAGAACAGAGGAUAUGCAUGUGAGGGAUCAAAUACUUUCGCUGAAUGGGAAGAAGCUGAAAGACAUGAAUACACUCGAAAAGGAAGGGGUGAAGCACAGAGCAACGCUCAUCCUGGAACCUUUAAUGUGUAAUGCUAAAGAUCCAGAAGUUGAGAAAAAAACUGUCACAAAAAUGAAAAUUAAGCAGUUCAAAACAAUUAGAGCUGACGAAAUCAUGCCGGUCAUGCCUGACUGGAGAAAAAGAAUUUUCUUCUUUGAUUAUGAUGAUACUUUUGAUGCUCAUAUUGAAUUGGUCAUCAUGCAUUGGACAGGAGAGAGCUUCACUUUGAAUGACAUUCUCUUAAAAAUGCAGGUCAGUACGAUCAAGAAUAAAAUAUUCAGAGCCAAAGGAAUCGAGAAGAAAAAGCAGAAAAUCAAAUUUUCUGGGAGAAUUCUAGAUGAUAAGAAAACAUUACUUCAAGAGAGCGUCAGUCACAGGUCAAUAUUGGUAUUGGAAUCGCCGAUUAAGAACAGGAUUGCCAAUCCUAGAGUUACAAGAGUGAGUGGGAUAGAUUUGUUUGGAACGGUUCCGACGAAAGUCCUCGCCAACAUAAAUAUCAAAGUGAAACACUGGAAUGGUGAGACCCUCAGUCUCAGUCCUGCUCCCAACUAUUAUAUCGACGAUGUCAAGGAUCUAAUCAGCAACAUGAAAGGGAUUCCUGUUGAAUCAAUUCGGCUUUGGUUUCACGGAAAGCUUGCUGAUGAUUGCAUGAAUCUCAAAGAACAAAACAUUGUCGAAGGUUCGAUAUUAUUAAUGGAACCAAUGCGAGUAUUUCUUGAGCUUCCGAAGCCAAAAAAAGAACUAAAAUCCAUGAAUGUCGAGGAAGAUCAACAGGUUUCUGCCGUCAGAAUGGAAAUUUCGAAGCUGUCAAAAAUUCCUUUCGAAUGGAUUUGCAUUAUGUUUGGUGGAGAGGAACUCGAUUACUCGAAAACAAUAUCUGAAAACGAUAUUAAGCACGAAGAUACGCUAAAAGUGGAAACUUAUGAAGUAAGGAUAAUGGAUUGGUCGGGUAAAACCUUCUCCGUAAAGAAAAUCGGCCCAAACAGCACUCCUCGUGAUGUAAAGGAAAGAUUUUCCAGGAUGAGUUCAUUUUCCAGGGAAGAGCAAAUUCUUCUUUUCAAGCACCAGAUUUUAAAUGAUACGCUUACGUUGAAGAAUCAAGGAAUACAGCACAAAUCUAUCCUGAUUCUUCAGUUGCUCGAGGAGAAAAAUGAAGUUCCAGCUUCAGUGAGACAAAAACUGGCGUUUUCCUUGUACGAUACAUCUCAAAAUGUCUGUAAAAACAAGAUUGGAAUUAGUUCAAGCUUGACGAUAAGUAUUCAGCAUUGGAGUGGUGAUACGUUCAAUGUCGUUUCCAAUCCGAUGGAAUAUAUUGAUGAUUUGAGAGAUGAGAUUCUUUCGUCGAAGAAAAUUCCCAUUGACCAGCAACGAUUCGAAUUCAACGGUCAGCUGGUCAGUGAGGAUAAAAGUUUAGGGGAACAAGGGAUCGGAAAUAAAGCGACUCUAGUCAUGAAAAAGAUGAAGAUCUACAUAUCUAUUUCUGGUACUAAUAGUAUGGUAGGAAUAGAGAUAGAUCCUGAUGAAUUCAUCUUGGACCUAAAGAAACGGUUUCGGAGACAGUCUAGGCUUUCAGCCAAAUUUGAAUGUCUUCUGAUGGCCGGAGAAGAACUUUCCGACGCCAAGAAGGUGUCUGAUUAUAGGAUCGAAGACGGGGAAACAUUGUACCUCGAUGUUUUCAGGAUCAAGAUCCUAGACUGGAAUGGAGAGCUCUCCGAUAUAGAUGGGAUUCAUUCGAAGAGCACCGUGGACGAAUUGAAGGCAAGAAUCUAUCUCUUGAGAGCGAUUCCUUCGGCCGACCAAUUGUUAAGAGUUGAAGGUGGACCAGUCAUCGAUACGUUGCGCCUUGAAGACCAAGGAAUCAAACACUCGUCGAUCGUUAUUAUUGAUCUGGCACCGAAAAGUGCUAAGGAUUCACAGCUGCAAAACAGUGCGAAAGCGAAAGAAAAAAUAGAAGACAGAGGCAUCUCUCCGACAAGAAAGAAAGACAAGUUAGACAAAAAAAAAUCGCUACGAUCGUCGAAAGCUCAUUCGACGAGAUCAAAGUUGUCAAAGGAUUCGAAGAGAAACGAAUCAAAGCCUCCCAAAAGAAGGGAAACGUCCGAUGACCCAGCGAUGGAUGGUGUCGUUUCAAAGACUUCAAAGUUGUCAAAAGUCCCGGAGAGGACGAAAUCCAAGUCUCCAAAAAGGGGGGAGGGAAAGUCUGGUAAACUGAGGCAGCCCUUACUAAAAACUCGAAGUUUGGUUUCAAAAUCAUCCAAAGCUGCAAUCAAGUCUAAAGGGAAGAAAUCGGAGUUUUCAAGAAGAGCGAAGGAAAAUUCCGACAAGCCGGCGAUGGAAAGCACGGAUUCUAUGACACCGGAGCUGUCGACCGACCUGAAGAGAAAGAAGCUCAAGCGAUUGAAAGUAACGAAACAAAAAUCUCGUGAAUCUAUAUUAUCCAUGUCGUCAGCAGUGGAAAGCUUGGAAUCAAACUUAUCAGAAAAGCGAAAACUCUUGAAAAAAAAGAAAGGCAAGUCUGUGAAACGAAAGAAAGAGAAACCUCUCAAUUCCAGGAUUGCAAGUUCCGACAAAAGCACGCUGAGAGUCGUCCAGUAAGACGGCAUACAUCUGAUGAUUCUACAAAAAACUUAUUCGAUUUCGACUAGAUCUGGACUAGAAUGGAAAGAGUUGUUGUAAACUGCAAACUAAUAUCUACAUAUUGUAGCGUUGGUAUUAUCAUUUAGACGACUGGUUAAUUGCGGUUGUAUGUUCCACAAAAAAAAACAAUUAUUUAAGU
Molecule: messenger RNA, 6793 nt
Organism: Pseudo-nitzschia multistriata
Lineage: Eukaryota; Bacillariophyta; Bacillariophyceae; Bacillariales; Bacillariaceae
Source: the annotation of a GenBank genome assembly